AUGAUCGGCAUUAUAUCGUCCGCGGUGAACUACAUCACCGGCCGGACGCAGAGCUCUGCUCCACGGGUCGUUUCCCUCCUGCCCUCCGCAACGGAGAUCGUCGACGCCGUGGGCGCAACCGAAUACCUCGUAGGAGUGUCGCACGAAUGCAACUAUCCCGCGGAAGUCGCGAAGCUGCCGCACCUGACGAGCGCCGAAAAUAAGUUCGAGAGCAGCCAGCAGAUGAACGACGCGGUCGUGGCCUUCAUCGGCGACGGCAAGUCGCUGUACGCGCUCGACACGCACCUCCUGCAGAAGCUCCGCCCCACGCACAUCGUCACGCAGUCCCUCUGCGCCGUCUGCGCCGUCUCCGUGGACCUGGUCCGCGCGGCCUGUGCCAGCAUGAACCCGAAACCAGUGAUCCUCGAUCUCAACCCCCGGGGACUCGACGACGUCGUGGAGGACAUGCUGCGCGUCGGCAGGGAGCUCGGGCUGGCCGAGGUGGCGGAGUUCCAGGCGAAGGCCAUGCUGGAGCGCGUGCAGCGCGUCGUGAGGGUCGCGGACGAGGCGGUGGCGGCGGCGGGGGGGGAACGGCCUUCCGUGGCGUUCCUCGAGUGGACCGCGCCGGUGUACAUCGGCGGCCACUGGACGCCGCAGCUGAUCCACAUGGCGGGAGGGUCGCACCCGCUCAAUCCGCCCAAGGGGCCCGGUCAGGCCGCUGGGAAGUCGACGGCGGUGGAGGGCAGCAAGGUUGCAGGGCUGGACCCGGACUGGAUCAUCGUGUGCCCUUGUGGGCUCAACAUUCCCUCGGCGUUGAGGGAGAUGAAGGACCUGGAGGCGCAGGAGUGGUGGCGGGGGCUGUCCGCGGUGCAGGAGGGCCGCCUCGUGGUCGUGGACGGCGACCAGAUGUUCAACCGCCCCGGCCCGCGCCUCGUGGACGCGCUCGAGUGGCUGGUGGCGCUGCUGCACGGGGGCGAGUCCAACGACGCCCUCGCGCUGUGCCCCGGGACCUUCCCGUGGAAGCAGGUCCUCCCGCGGCUCUCGACGGCCCUGGAGGAGCCGGACGAGGGCGACUGA
This is a messenger RNA of Pedinophyceae sp. YPF-701, 1056 nucleotides long. The record is from the annotation of a GenBank genome assembly. NCBI's taxonomy places the organism in Eukaryota, Viridiplantae, Chlorophyta, Pedinophyceae.